AUGGCUACCAUGCUGCCGAUGGUGCCGCAGAUGGCGGCCUUCUUCGCCGUCAACACGUUCAUCUGCUUCCUUGCCCUGACGGCAGUCGGGCUUCGCAUCUAUCAGCACAUUGGCUUCAAGAUUGGCUUCGGCUGGGACGAUGGAUACAUCUUGGUGUCGAUGACCUUCGCUUUCACUCUCUUGGCGGUCGAAGGAGUGCGAGUCGGAUAUCCUGUCUCUGAGAUUGGCCUCAGUGGGAGUCUCUACUUGAUCAAGAUAAUCACAGCCCACAACAUCCUCUUCGUCGUCUCCAUCCUGACGAACAAGCUGAGCAUCUUGUGCUUCUACCAGCGCAUAUUCUUCGAGAGCCAGCACAUGCGCAUUAUGGUCAGGACCCUCGGUGCCUUUUUCAUCAUAUGGGCCUGCGUCGGCGUCGUCGCCCUCUUUGCAGUGUGCAACCCGCGAAUGGCUGCGGACGGGGGAGAAACUUGCAAUCGGGGCGCUUUGAUGUAUAAUUUCUCAGCGUUCUGUAUCUUCGGCGAUCUCAUGGUCCUCGUCGUCCCCUUGCCGACCAUCUGGCAUCUUAACCUGAAUCGGCAUACGAAGAUCAAGAUCAUGUUACUGUUUCUACUUGGUUUUAUCGUGACCAUCAUCGCGAUUCUCCGAUGCGUCUCCGUCAUCCGCGAGGACUGGACCGACAUCGAGUUCGCCAUCGAAUCCCAAUACUCGCUAGCAUAUGCAGUCCUCGAGCCGAAUCUGGCCAUUCUAAUCGCCUGCCUCCCCAUGGCAUAUAGCGUGAUGAACUCCUGGAGGGGCAAGCGCGUUGAGAGCGACAGCAAUGGAGUACACCUGUCAACGCCGACGCCGCCGAGGCGUCGACGAGCUGCGCCAGGCUAUGAUGAUCUGGAAGACACUAGGAUUAGCGUGUAGGUAAACACUACACUAAAAAGCCAAAAAAAAGAACCCUUCGCUUAGAAUGGGAAGCCAUUUCAUCUUUUCGUGCCUAUUUCAGUGCAUGCAUGCAUGCAGCCAGCAUCUGUGCAGUGAGCUUCACUCGACUACCCCGUGCACGGCUAGACUGACUACGCGCUGCUUCUCAUUAACCCCCUUUCCGUGCUGACAAAUUUGCCGUUUGCCUGUG
Messenger RNA from Hypoxylon fragiforme, 1120 nucleotides. RefSeq lists its product as uncharacterized. The transcript has 4 exons. NCBI's taxonomy places the organism in Eukaryota, Fungi, Ascomycota, Sordariomycetes, Xylariales, Hypoxylaceae. The record is from RefSeq and is a predicted model, not a curated record. The coding region runs from base 1 to 909 and encodes 302 amino acids.